Messenger RNA from Diaporthe amygdali, 636 nucleotides. RefSeq lists its product as uncharacterized. NCBI's taxonomy places the organism in Eukaryota, Fungi, Ascomycota, Sordariomycetes, Diaporthales, Diaporthaceae. Bases 1 to 636 code for a protein of 211 amino acids. The transcript has 4 exons. The record is from RefSeq and is a predicted model, not a curated record.
AUGACUCCCACUCUCAUCACCGAUGAUGCCGAUAUUUUCAGCCGCCAUUCGAAUCGUGGUGGUACCAACGAGUUGACGAAGGCACUCAACCGGUUGGCGGAUCGUGAGGCAGCCCAGAGAGUAGACAAGGCAGAGGCAAAAUGCAACACAAUUCCUGAAAAGAAAACUGGUGACGAGCGAGCAACAACGGCCCUCAACACCUACAGCUCCACAACGACGGAAUAUGUGAAUGAAGAUGAUAAGCGGCUACUGACAGUGGAUGGUGCCAGCAGGAAUUUGAUUCAUUUCCACUUCCUAGUAUGGGUCGACGAGCUGAAGUUCAAGGACACGCCUGAGGACUCCGCCCAUGAUCUGCAGUGUAACAUGAAGCUCUCAGAAGUGCCGCGGGGCGCGUCGAUAGCUGCGGAUCUCUUUGGUGGCAUUGCUCUAUCCCUGUCCCAGUGCUGGGCGAAGUCCCUCAUCGCUGUCAGGUCCAAGCUUCAGGAGGCCCUUCUUCUGAGCCUCAAAAUGUACAAGAGUAGGCCUGGUGAUCCAAAUGAAGUCAUUCACUGGACCUUGAAGUUGGCAGUGUUCGACCCAGGCUCUGCCAGUGCAGUAGCCGGCAUAUGGCAGCAAACGCUGAGCCGUUUCCAUUGA